UUAGAUUGCAAUGCAUUAAGUAUUGAGUUCGAGGUUAUCUUCUCUGUUUGGGUUGUUUACGUUGCCGCUGACUUUGCCCCCAGUUGCUGCAUCGCUAAUCGCCACUGAUUGCCACCAGGCGGACUUUAAGUGCAGUUGAAAGUGAAACGGUGGUGGAGAAUGCUGGAUGUAAUUGCACUGCUGUUGAUUACCCUCGCCAUUGGCUUCUGGUAUGUGCGCACGCGGCUGAGCUACUGGGCCAGGCGCGGGAUCGGGCAUGUCAGGCCCACCUUUCCCAUGGGUAACAUGGAUGGGCUUCGCAGGACAAAGCAUUUCAAGGACAUUGUGACGCCGCUGUACGAACGGUUUAAGGACAGCGGAGCGCCCUUUGCCGGCAUCUACAUGAUGCUGCGGCCUGUGGUUUUGGUCCUGGACCUGGAUCUGGCUAAGGAGGUGUUGAUCAGGGACUUUGCGAACUUUGAGGAUCGCGGCAUGUACCACAAUGAACGGGACGAUCCUCUGACCGGCCACCUCUUUCGCAUUGAUGGACCCAAGUGGCGGCCCCUGCGCCACAAGAUGUCCCCCACGUUCACUUCGGGCAAGAUGAAGUUCAUGUUCCCCACCAUAUGCGAGGUGGGCGUGGAUUUGGCCGAGGUCUGCGGCGAGCUGGCAGCGAAUGCCAUCUGCGGCAUCCUGGAGAUCAGUGACCUCAUGGGCAGAUACACCUCCGACGUGAUUGGCCGCUGUGUAUUCGGCCUGGAGUGCAACGGAUUGCGGAACCCCGAAGCCCAGUUUGCCGUGAUGGGUCGACGGGCCUUCACCGAACGACGCCACAACCAGCUGAUCGAUGGCUUCAUCGAGAGCUUCCCCGACCUGGCCCGCCGGCUGCGAAUGUGCCAGAUCCAUCAGGACAUCACUGACUUUUACCUGGGCAUUGUGAAGGAGACCGUGAAGCUGAGGGAGGAACAGGGAAUUGUCAGGAACGAUUUCAUGAAUCUUCUUAUCGAAAUGAAGCAUCGCGGCGAGCUCACCCUACAGGAGAUGGCUGCCCAGGCAUUCAUCUUCUUUGCGGCCGGCUUCGACACUUCGGCCUCGACCCUGGGAUUUGCACUCUUUGAACUGGCACGCCAGCCGCAGCUCCAGGACAAGUUAAGGCAGGAAAUCGACGCUGCCCUGCAGCUGCAUCAGGGUCAAUUCACAUACGACUCCAUGCAAGAGCUGCGCUACAUGGAGCUGGUCAUAGCAGAGACCCUGCGAAAGUAUCCCCCAUUGCCGCACCUCACGCGCAUCUCCAAAAAUUUGUAUACUGCCAAGGGCAACCGGCACUUCUACAUAGAGCCCGGUCAGAUGCUUCUAAUACCUGUGUACGGCAUUCACCACGAUCCUGCCAUAUACCCAGAGCCACACAAAUUCAUACCAGAGCGAUUCAUGGGCGAUCAGCUGGCCCAGCGACCCACCGCUGGCUGGCUUCCCUUCGGCGAUGGACCGCGAAACUGCAUCGGAAUGCGCUUCGGCAAGAUGCAGACCAGCAUUGCCCUGGUCAAUCUACUCAGACGGUUCCACUUCAGUGUUUGUCCACGAACGGAGUCCAAAAUUGAGUUUGUCAAAUCGAACUUACUGCUAUGCCCGGCGAAUGGCAUAUACUUGAAGGUGCAAGAGAUUAGCAAACUCAAAUGAUAGCGGUACCCAUGACAAUAGAGAUACCAGAAUUGUGUUCACAAACGAAUUUUAAUAUAAUAUGAAACAUGCAUUUUUUUAUCACACAUACAUAUAUUUAAGCAAAUAAAUACUAAUCAUUUAGGUAUGUUUCGGGGCAAUAUUGUGUACCCUGCCUUCUAGGCGUGAAUAAUAAUCGUGACCCUCAAAAAAUUCCC
This is a messenger RNA of Drosophila pseudoobscura, 1853 nucleotides long. RefSeq names its product Cytochrome P450 6a22 (gene Cyp6a22). Gene Ontology annotation, molecular function: monooxygenase activity; iron ion binding; oxidoreductase activity, acting on paired donors, with incorporation or reduction of molecular oxygen. The transcript is spliced from 2 exons. The coding region runs from base 160 to 1656 and encodes 498 amino acids. Lineage: Eukaryota; Metazoa; Arthropoda; Insecta; Diptera; Drosophilidae. The record is from RefSeq and is a predicted model, not a curated record.